Molecule: messenger RNA, 3161 nt
Organism: Phalacrocorax carbo (great cormorant)
Lineage: Eukaryota; Metazoa; Chordata; Aves; Suliformes; Phalacrocoracidae
Source: RefSeq, a predicted model, not a curated record
CCGGCGAGGAAGGCCGGCGGCUCCUCCUCCUCCUCCUCCUCUUCUUCCUCCUCUUCUUCGGGGGGUCGCGCCGGCCCCCCCCCACCCCCGAGCCGCCCCAAAGCCCCCAAACGCCGCGAAGGCGUCGGCGGCGAGGAAGACUCCGGCGACAGCGGCGGCGGCGGCGAGGAAGACUCCGUCGCCCCGCUGCCUUCCCCCAGCCCCCCGCAAGGCCCCGCUCUCCCCGAAGACCCUCCCCCCCCCAGCCGCAAAACCACCACCUUCAAAUCCCGCGCCCCCCGGAAAAAACCCGCCGCCGCCGGCGAAACGGGCGGCGAAACGGGCGGCGGCGCCGGCGGCAGCGGCUGCUCCAGCACCGACACGGCCAGCGAGCACUCGGCCGACGAAGGGGGGGGCGGCGGCGGCGGCGGGACCCCCCCUCCCCGGCGACCCCCCGCUUCCCGGCGAGGCCGUUUUCCGCCGCUUGCGGUGCCAGCGGGUGCUGGCGCGGCGCGACGGCGUCUUCCAGCCGGCCGUGGUGAAGCAGAUCCGGCGCGGGCAGGAUUUGGGGGUUCAAUUCGCCGGCGACCGCGGCAUCACUUACCUGGAAGGGUGUUUUUUGGGGGACCCCCCCGCCGUGGUGCUGGACGCGACCCCCCCCGCCGGCGCCCUGGGGGUGGGCACGGCCGUCUGCGCCCGCUUGGAUCCGGCGGAGACGCUUUACCGGCAGGGCACGGUGGUGGAGGUGAGCGCCAAACCGCCGUCGUACCGGGUGCGCUUCGCCCCUCCCCCCGCCGCGCCCCCCGUUUGGGUGCCGCGGUCGGGCCUUCGCCUCCUGCGCCCGCUCUGGACCCCCCGCCGCGACGCGGAGCCGCCCGGCGACCCCGACGCCCCCAAACCGCCCGACGACGCCGGCGGAGGAGGGGAGGGCGGGAAGCUGGGCCCCGCCCCGCGCCCCGCCCCGGCCCCGCCCGUCACCCCCCAACCCAAAUACAAGAAGGGGGACGUCGUCUGCACCCCGAACGGGAUCCGGAAGAAGUUUAACGGGAAGCAAUGGCGGCGCCUCUGCUCGCGGGACGGCUGCACCAAGGAGUCGCAGCGGCGCGGCUACUGCUCCCGCCACCUCUCCAUGCGGACCAAGGAGCUGGAGGGGCUCCCCGAAAACCGCGGGGGGGCCCCGCCCCUCCCCCAGCAACCCCCGCCCCGCGACGGCAGCGGCGACUUCGACUGGGACGAGACGUCGAGGGAGAGCGACGGGGACCCCCGGGCGCGGCUCGGGGGCCCCCCGGGGACCGACCUGUCGCGCUUCGAGUUCGACGAGUGCGAGGCCGCCGUCAUGCUGGUGUCACUGGGGAGCUCCCGCUCGGGGACCCCCAGCUUCUCGCCCGCCUCCACCCAGUCCCCCUUCUCCCCCACCCCCUCCCCCUCCCCCUCCCCGCUUUUCGGGUUCAGACCGGCUAAUUUUAGCCCCGUCACCGCGUCCCGCGCCCGGGGGAGGCACCUCAGCGCCGGCACCCCCCGCCCCGGGGAGGGGCUCAGCCCCCCGCCGCCGCCGCCCCCGCCGCCGCCGCCGCCCCCCCGGCCGCGCCCCCCCUCCGGGGUCCCCCCGACUUUUCAAACCAACCUGACUUUCACCGUCCCGCUCAGCCCCGGGAAGCGAAAAGCCGACCCUCCCCCCGCCGGGGACCCCCAAGACGGGGGGGUUUUGGGGGAGGGGGCGGUUUCCGCGCCCUCCCCGCUUUUCGCCCCCCGCUCCCCCGCCGGGCUGACGGCGGACCCCGGCCCGGGGGCCCGGCGGGUGCCGGCGGUGCCGCGGGGGUCCCCCGUUAUCGUGCGGAACCCCGAAGUGCCCCUGCCGGACCCGCCCCUCCCCCGCCCCCCCCGCCUUUUGCCGCCCCCCCCCCAAAAGCCCCCCCUGGCCGCCCCCGUCCCCAUCAACGCCGGCAGGUUGCGCCCCCCGCCCGCCCGGCCCCCCCCCGCUUCGGCUCCCCCCGCCCCCCCCGAGCGGGCCGCGCCCCCCCACCCCCCGCCGGCCGCUUUCGGGGGGCCCCUGCACCCCGUCGCCUUCCACCCCUCCCCCGCCGCCCUCCUCCCCCUCCUGGUGCCCGGCGAUUACGGGGCCCCCCCGGCCCCCCGCAAGGAGAUCGUCAUGGGGCGCCCCGGGACAGUGUGGACCAACGUGGAGCCCCGCUCGGUGGCCGUCUUCCCCUGGCACUCGCUCGUCCCCUUCCUGGCCCCCAGCCAACCCGACGCCUCCCCCCAGCCCCCCCAGGGCCACCAGCCCGUCAAUCACCCCCCCGCCGCCAAUCAGAGCAAAGAACCCCCCGAAUCGGCGGCCGUCGCCCCCGAACUGGCCGGGGGACCCGAACCGGGGCGUUGCGGGGGGGCCACGCGCCCGCCGAGCCCCCCCCCCCGCCCCCCCCGCAGCAGCGCCGCCCCCCCCGGCCCCGAGGAGGAACCCCCGGGCCCCCCCCGGCUGGACAGCGAGACCGAGAGCGACCACGACGACGCGUUCCUGUCCAUCGUGGCCCCCGAGCUGCCGCUGCCGCUGGGGCCGGGGAAGCGGCGGACGCAGUCGCUGAGCGCCCUGCCCAAGGAGCGGGACGGCGACAAGGAGGGGCGCAGCCCCAGCAAGCGGGAGAAGGACCACAUCCGGCGGCCCAUGAACGCCUUCAUGAUCUUCAGCAAGCGGCACCGGGCGCUGGUGCACCAGCGUCACCCCAACCAGGACAACCGCACCGUCAGCAAGAUCCUGGGCGAGUGGUGGUACGCGCUGGGGCCCCGCGAGAAGCAGAAGUACCACGACCUCGCCUUCCAGGUGAAGGAGGCGCACUUCAAGGCGCACCCGGACUGGAAAUGGUGCAACAAGGACCGGAAAAAGUCCAGCUCGGAGGGGGGGAGGGGCCCGGGCGGGGCCGGGGGGGGCCCCAAGGAGCCCCGCGAGCGCAGCGCCUCCGAGAGCGGCCCCCCCGCGCCCCCGCCCGGCGCCGCCGACCCCCCCCGGCCUCCCCGAGGGCAAAGGGGGGGCGGGGGCGGGGGGCGCGGCGGGGGGAGGGGCGCAGCACCCCCGCCCUCGCGCCUUCUCCCACAGUGGGGUGCAGGGGCUGGAGGGGGGCGACGCCCACGGCCACGCCCUGCACGAGCUCAGCCAGGUGGGGGGCGUGGGGGGCUGGGGGGGAGAU